Messenger RNA from Scheffersomyces stipitis CBS 6054, 1440 nucleotides. It is a transcript of the gene ERG4, whose product is annotated as delta(24(24(1)))-sterol reductase. Bases 1 to 1440 code for a protein of 479 amino acids. The record is from RefSeq and is a predicted model, not a curated record. NCBI's taxonomy places the organism in Eukaryota, Fungi, Ascomycota, Pichiomycetes, Serinales, Debaryomycetaceae. Gene Ontology annotation, molecular function: Delta24(24-1) sterol reductase activity. Gene Ontology annotation, cellular component: endoplasmic reticulum membrane. The transcript has a single exon. Gene Ontology annotation, biological process: ergosterol biosynthetic process.
AUGUCUGAAUCAGAAAACCUAUUGCUCAGCGAAGCCUCGGCUCCAGCCGUUGAAAAUUCGGCCAUACCACCAAUCGCAGAUGAAGAAGUUGUCCGUCCAGGCUAUUUGCCAAAAGACAAGAUUGAAUGGGAAUUUGGCGGUCCAGUUGGUGCCUUGGGCAUGAUGGGAGGCUUUCCUCUUCUCAUGUGGUACAUGUGGAUCUCAGCCCAGUUCUACAAUGGGUACCCAGCUUGGCCAAGCGAGGGCCAGGAAUGGUCCGACUUCCUUGGUGAUCUCUUCGGCUAUUUCUAUGAAUACGGACUUCCCACUUUUGGCGUCUGGUUCUUCUUCACUACUUUCAUCUUAGUCCAGGCAUUGUUCUACUUGACAUUGCCAGGUGUCUGGACCAAGGGUCAGCCGUUGACCCACUUGAACAAUAAGCAGUUGCCCUACUUCUGUAACGCCAUCUGGUCGUUCUACACUUCGAUAGUUCUUGCCUUAGUUAUGCACUUCACUGGCUUCUUCAAGCUCACCUAUGUCUUGGACAACUUUGGAGCCAUCAUGACUACGGCCAUCGUAUACGGGAUCGUCCUUUCCAUCGCAUUGUACAUCGUUUGUGUCUACGUCACUGGUGACUAUCACAGAAUGUCUGGCAAUGUCGUUUAUGACAUCUUCAUGGGUGCUCCAUUGAACCCCAGAAUAGGCAAGUACUUAGAUCUCAAGAUGUUCUUUGAAGUCAGAAUCCCCUGGUUCAUCUUGUUCUUCUUGUCAUUAUCUUUGUGUAUCAAACAGUACGAGACAUACGGAUAUGUGUCACCCCAAGCUGUGUUCGUCUUGUAUGCCCAUUGGUUGUACAGCAAUGCCUGUGCCAAAGGAGAAGAGUUGAUCGUUCCUACUUGGGAUAUGGCCUACGAGAAGUUUGGCUUCAUGUUACUAUUCUGGAACAUUGCUGGAGUUCCAUUCACUUACUGUCACUGUACGUUAUACUUGGCCUACCACGAUCCAAAGGAGUACGAAGCAUCACCUGUUUGGGUUGCAUUCUUGUUUAUUCUCUUGUCAGUAGCCUAUUAUUUCUUCGAUACUGGUAAUCGUCAAAAAAACAGUUUCAGAAGACAAAUGGCAGGCAACGCUACUCUUCGUAAAACGUUCCCAUACUUACCCUACUCUGACUUGGUCAAUCCAAAGUACAUUAAAUGUGAAAACGGCUCUCUCUUGUUAACUGACGGUUGGUACGUCUAUGCUAGAAAGAUGCACUACACUGCUGACUACACUCAAGCAUUGACAUGGGGCUUGAUCUGCGGAUUUAAGUCGCCAUUCCCUUGGUUUUUCCCUGUCUUCUUCUUGAUAGUAUUGGUCCACAGAGCCUAUAGAGACCAGAGAAAAUGUGCCAGAAAGUACGGCAAGGACUGGGACAGAUACUUAGAAGCCUGCCCAUAUAUGUUCAUUCCAUAUGUGUGGUAG